This is a messenger RNA of Ornithorhynchus anatinus (platypus), 1282 nucleotides long. It is a transcript of the gene NDRG3, whose product is annotated as NDRG family member 3. The record is from RefSeq and is a predicted model, not a curated record. The transcript has 16 exons. Gene Ontology annotation, cellular component: cytoplasm. Gene Ontology annotation, biological process: signal transduction. Lineage: Eukaryota; Metazoa; Chordata; Mammalia; Monotremata; Ornithorhynchidae. The coding region runs from base 100 to 1218 and encodes 372 amino acids.
AGCGCGCCCCUCCUCCCGCCCCUGCCCCGCCGCACUCGAGGACCGGCCGUCGUCCAGGGUCGCCGACCGCGGAUCCGGUGGGGACCCUCGCCCGCCCUCAUGGAGGAGCUCCAGGACGUGCAGCUGACCGAAAUCAAGCCCCUCCUCAACGACAAGAAUGGCACCCGCAACUUCCAGGACUUUGACUGCCAGGAGCACGACAUCGAGACCCCCCACGGGGUGGUCCACGUCACCGUGCGCGGCUCGCCCCGGGGCAACCGACCGGUCAUCCUCACCUACCACGACAUCGGCCUGAACCACAAGUCGUGCUUCAACGCGUUUUUCAACUUCGAGGACAUGCAGGAGAUCACCCGGCACUUUAUCGUCUGCCACGUCGACGCCCCCGGCCAGCAAGAGGCGGCGCCCCCGUUCCCCUCCGGGUUCCAGUACCCCACCAUGGACCAACUGGCCGAGAUGCUGCCGGCCGUCCUGACCCACCUGAGCCUGAAAGGGGUGAUCGGGAUCGGCGUGGGAGCCGGAGCCUACGUCCUGAGCAGGUUCGCGCUCAGCCACCCGGAGCUGGUAGAGGGUCUGGUGCUCAUCAACGUGGACCCCUGUGCCAAAGGGUGGAUCGACUGGGCGGCUGCCAAGCUGUCAGGCUGGACCACCAACGUCGUGGACAUCGUUCUGGCUCAUCACUUCGGGCCGGAGGAACUGCAGGCCAACCUGGACUUGAUCCAGACGUACCGACUGCACAUCGCCCAGGAUAUCAACCAAGACAACCUGGGCCUCUUCCUCGGCUCGUACAACAGCCGCAGGGACCUGGAGAUCGAGAGACCCGUCCUGGGCGGCACCGCCGACGGCCGAGCGAGGACGCUCAAGUGCCCGGCCCUGCUGGUGGUGGGGGACGGCUCGCCCGCCGUGGAGGCCGUGGUGGAGUGCAAUUCACGCCUGGACCCCUCCAACACAACGCUACUCAAGAUGGCGGAUUGCGGGGGGCUGCCUCAAGUCGUGCAGCCCGGGAAGCUGACCGAAGCCUUCAAGUACUUUGUCCAGGGAAUGGGCUACAUCCCGGCCGCCAGCAUGACCCGCCUGGCCCGCUCCCGCACGCACUCGAUGUCCAGCGUGGGCUCCGGAGAGAGCGUCUACGGCCGCUCCCUGGCCAGCUCGCAGUCGGAGGGAGCGGCCGGGGCCGCCGACGGCCUGGAGGGCCGGCAGACCGUGGAGGUGUCCUGCUGAGGACGGGCGCCGCUCCCGCCCCCCGGACUGACCCGUCCCGUCGUCCCCCGCCCGCCCACGCAUG